AUGGGAUCUGAUGUGCAGGAGGAGAGACUCCGCGAACUCUUCCACGCCUGCGAUGUGGAUCACUCAGGAAGCAUCGAGAAAUGGGAGUUUAAGAAAAUAUUUUCCGAGCUGCACGUCCGAACCACCGAGAUAGAUGCGAUAUUCUCCAGACUUGACAGCGACAAAGACGGCACGAUCACUCUGGAGGAGUUUAUGGACGGAUUUCAGGAGUCACACCUGUUGAACGACGAGGACAUGAGCCGCCACAGCGCCGGGGAAAGUUUCUCUGUCGCCUGGGAGGACUUUAAAUCCCGCCUGGAGGAUAAGGUGAAAUUCAUCCCCAGGGUUGACCAGGCAUCAACUCUGUACCAGAACAUCAGUCUGAUGGAGCCCAGAAUGGUGCCUCAGUAUGAACAAGUUCUUUUCAGUUUCAUCAAAGAGAUCCGAAUACUGAACACAGAGAUGGAACAUUUAGCACUUGUUGUAAAAAGAUCUCAGGAUCAAUCAGCUAUACAGUUGAGUGAGAUGGAAGAAGAGAUGGAUUACCGCAUCCACACCACAGAGAGAAACGCACGUCUACAGGAGUCUAAAAAAGCUGAUGCAGCUCUGAGCAGCAUGAAACACCAGUAUGAGUCUCAGAUCUGUGAACUUCAGCAGAAAAUACAGAUCCUGCAGAUGAAUGAGGACCAAAAUAGGAGCACCAGCCUUAAAGAUGAAACCUCAGCACUGAAACGAAAGAACAACGACCUGACGCUGCAAAACCAAAAGUUGAAGCAAGAGCUGUUAGAGUCCCACACAAAUGUUGCAUUCCUGCAGAGUGAUCUGGACUCUCUCAAGAGUGAUCUCACAGACCAAAGCAUCAACUUUGAACGAGAUGAAGCUCUGAUGAAAUGCUUCUCUGAAGAGAGAGAGAACCUGGAGAGACAGAUCGAGGUGCUUCAGGCAGCAAACAGAAAGCUCCAUGACAGUAAUGACGGUCUACGUGCAGCGCUAGAGAGCAGUCAGGGUAAAAGACAGACUUCGCGUGUUACUGGGCUCUCAACUGGGGUUUACAUGAACAGGAGAAAGAGCUUGAGUUCCCCUUAUUUUGAUCGGUGCUGUAACAUGUGUCUAGAUGAAGACUAUGAUCAUCAUCAGAUGAUGGAGGAUCUGUACAGACAGAGCUGUGAUUCUCUGGCUCUUGCCCUGUGUGACCCCAUGCGCAGACACAGCUCUGAGGAGGACAGCCUGCCCGAGAGCUGCGAGGACAGUGGCACGUCAACUCUACGCUCAAAUAAUUUCUACGAAUACGAGCAUAAAAGAACUUCCUGUAAAAGAAUUUCCUGUCCAAGUCCCGUGCAAGCGGUGGACAACAGCACCACUGUGUCUGGAGACACUUCGGACACAGAGGUUGUGGAGGUGCGAGAUGAGGCUGCGUUUUGUUCAGAUAGUGAAUCAGUUCUGAGUUGGACUCCAUCACAACCUGCUCAGAAAAAUGAUUCAGGAAAAAAAUGCCUCUCUGCUAUCUUCACUGAGAAAAGGAAGGAUGAGUUGGUGGUGACUGAGGCUCUGUCUGAAAAGGCUUACAGAAUUGUGCUGGCAGGAGACGCUGCGGUGGGCAAGUCUAGUUUCCUUCUUCGCCUCUGUAAGAACGAGUUCAAAGGCAACACCAGUGCCACACUGGGUAUUGAUUUUCAGAUGAAAACCUUGGUGGUAGAUGGUGUUCCUACAUUGCUGCAGUUGUGGGAUACGGCUGGGCAGGAAAGGUUUCGUAGCAUUGCUAAGUCUUACUUCAGGAGAGCUGAUGGAGUUCUUCUACUGUAUGAUGUCACUUGUGAGAAGAGCUUCCUUAAUGUGCGUGAGUGGGUCGACAUCAUUGAGGAUGUGUCCCAAGAUGAUAUUCCUAUCAUGCUUGUGGGAAACAAGACAGACCUGAGAAAUGAAGCUCUUCUACAUGGAGUCACCUGUAUUCCAACCAGCUAUGGGGAGAAACUGGCCAUGACGUAUAGUGCUUUAUUCUGUGAGACGAGUGCUAAAGAUGGUUCCAAUAUCAUUGAGGCAGUUCUUCAUUUAGCACGAGAGGUGACAAAGCAUACUGAUGAAUGCAAGGAGCCGAUAGCAGUGGCAAAACUCUCCGGAGGUCAUAACAAAAUGAUGUCCAACUCUAACUGCUGCAUUGGCUGAUGCGUGUCAACAUCAUCCCCAAACAAAGACUCUGUCGCAAGUACAAUGCUUCUACAGAGUUCAAGCAGAAUAACAUUUAAUUGUUGAACUAUUUAUUCAAGUUACAUGAAAGAUAGGAAAAAUUAGAAUUUUGCUUUGCUACAUGUGCUCAAGUUUUGACCUUGCGAUUUUCUUGCAUUUUAUUUUAUUGCGUGCCACAUGUUUAAGUUCAAGCACAUUUUUAUGUGUUGCAUUGCCUUUGAUAUCCCUGCAUUUCUCAGCUUUUAGGACUGCGAAGAGACACUCAUAUUUGUUGCAUUCUUUUUUGGUUUACAUACAUUUAGUUAGGAGUUUAGUAUUGCGUACCAUGACUUUUCUUAUUUGUUACAUGAAAACAUUCUUUGUGUGAGUGAAAUAUAUACCAUUAUAUACUGUAUGUCUAACAGGGUAACUGAAUAGUUUUUUUUUGUUAUUAUUUGUGGUAUGUGAAACAGGAUACUUGAUCGGAAAUAAUGUGAAAAGUCCUAUUUGUCAGGAACCGUUAAAGGAAUAGGCUAUUUUGUUCUUUUUUUUUUUUCAUUAAUCUCUUUAAUUCACUUUUUGAGACGUGUGUCUAAUGAAAUGCAUGAAACCCUUUAUGGAUUAACCAAAUAUUUUAGAAUUAUUUGGAUAAAGAUUUGAAAAUUGGUGCUUGGUUCAAAGCAUAUUAUUUUUUUAGAUCAUAUUUAAAUGCUGAAAAAUUAUAGUUUUAAUUAAAACAGAUUAGAGUUUUUAUGGAGGCCUCUAAUUGUAAUCUAUAAUUUACUUUAUGCAUUUCACAUGGCAUACUGCUGUUAUUGCAUCAUAUUGUUUUUGGAACAGCAGUCAGUUUUAAUGGGUAAUGGUCUGAUAAACACUCUUCUCUUGUCAGUAACAUGAAUACAACACUCUAUUCAAUCAUAAACGGUGGACACUUAUUAUUUAUGUUCUUACAGGAAACCUUCCUGAAUUUGCUCACUUAUAUUAUCUCAUUGCAUGCAACUGUUUCUUUUAUAAUCUGAUGCAUAGCGUGACUUUAAGAUUGAAUGUAUGUUGCAAGCACACAUUGAAUAUUGAA
This is a messenger RNA of Xyrauchen texanus (razorback sucker), 3217 nucleotides long. RefSeq names its product RAS and EF-hand domain containing (gene rasef). The record is from RefSeq and is a predicted model, not a curated record. Lineage: Eukaryota; Metazoa; Chordata; Actinopteri; Cypriniformes; Catostomidae. The transcript has 17 exons. Bases 1 to 2142 code for a protein of 713 amino acids. Gene Ontology annotation, molecular function: GTP binding; GTPase activity; calcium ion binding.